CCGCCCCAUUCCCUUCCCAUGUUUCAAGCCUGUUACGUGUUUUACUUAGAUAGCCAUUAUAUAAUUAUAUAGUUUGACCUUCACUGCAUCACGAGUAUAAGCAAAAUAGUCAUUCCUCCUUAGGUCACAGAAGCUUGAACAUCGCAUGGUCAAAAUGAAAUUUUUUUCUCUUGUCAUUUUAUUGCUUAGUGUAACUUUUUCGUACCAAAACGUUGACCAUCACGAAUCAAAUGGAGAUGAGAAAGAAAUUCAACGGGUUAUAAGAUUUGGAAUGGGAAAAUUGAACGCGAUGUCAAAUAAUUACUAUCGUUUAAUGGCGUACGAAACUCUCGAUACAUCCAAACAGGUCGCGAAAGGCAUAAAAUACUGUGUUGCUGUCGCUGUUGGAACGUCUUCUAUAUGUCCUAAACAUUUAACGAGCAAUAACGCAACGUUAAAGGAAUGUCCUGUAGACAAAAAAAUGAUGGAAUGCCGUUUAGUCGUGUUCAAGCAGAUUUUAUCAGAUGACGAUCAGUUGAUGUUACUUAAUCACAAGUGUUCCACUGAAGACCAUGUCACUUGUCUUGAUGGAGAAUCAAGUAUGCCUGCUAUUCCACAAUCAGAAGGGGAUAUUCGUUUAGCGUUUCAUCAAUUCGUUGAGAAACACGGCAAGCCAUAUCAAGAUGAAAAAAUAGAGUUUGAAUAUCGUUACGGUAUUUUUAAGGAAAAUCUCAAAAUAGCCCAGUUGAUGCAAGACACUGAAAGGGGAACUGCUCGCUACGGCAUCACUCAAUUCAGUGAUUUAACAGAGAAAGAGUUUCUUGCCAUGUACACUAUGAAUGGUUGGAGUGAAGAAACUUAUGAAAUGAACGAAGCCGAGAUUCCUCGUAUCGAAAUUCCAGAAUCUUUUGACUGGCGAGAUUACGGUGUCGUCACGAAAGUUAAAAAUCAGUAUUCGUGUGGAUCGUGCUGGGCAUUCUCGGCAACUGGGAACAUCGAAGGAUUAUUGGCGAUCAAGACGAAUAAACUUAUUUCUCUCAGUGAACAAGAGUUGCUUGAUUGCGAUAAAGUUGACAAUGGAUGUGAGGGAGGUUUACCAUCCACAGCAUGUGAACAAAUCAUGAAGCUAGGUGGUUUGGUUUCUGAGUCAGAUUAUCGUUACCAAGGCGUCCGUAAACGUUGUCGUAUGAAAAACAAAGAGAUUGUUGCUAUAGUAAACGGUUCAUUAAGAAUAUCCCAAAAUGAAGACGAAAUGGCAGCUUGGCUAGUUGCAAAUGGAACGAUAUCUAUUGGUAUUAACGCGAAAACCUUGCAGUUCUAUCGUGGAGGCGUUGCUCAUCCAUCGAGAGGGGAUUGCAAUCCGCAUGAGCUAAAUCAUGGUGUAUUGAUCGUGGGCUAUGGAAUUGAAAGAAGGAGAUUAAAUCCCAUGCCAUUUUGGAUCAUUAAAAACAGUUGGGGUGCUCGUUAUGGUGAGAGGGGCUACUUUCGAAUGUACCGUGGGGAUGGAACAUGUGGACUAAACAGGAUGUGUACGUCUGCCAUUCUUGCAUAAUUCCGUGGAUGUUUUAUUGUUUUUCAUUGACCUAGCGUGUUGGGAGUAUGCGGGAAAAUUAACAGAUAAAGCUUUAAAACAAUCGAAAAAUAUUUUCAUAAUUGUUUAAAAUACAGCUUGGUACAUGUUUGACUGAUUGACUAUUGUCCAAAAUAUGGUGUAUAGUAAGAUGAUAAUAAGAUUUACUAGAUGAUCAUA
Xenia sp. Carnegie-2017 is the source of this 1729-nucleotide messenger RNA. Its product is annotated as cathepsin L-like. Gene Ontology annotation, molecular function: cysteine-type endopeptidase activity; cysteine-type endopeptidase inhibitor activity. The transcript is spliced from 15 exons. The coding region runs from base 146 to 1531 and encodes 461 amino acids. The record is from RefSeq and is a predicted model, not a curated record. Lineage: Eukaryota; Metazoa; Cnidaria; Anthozoa; Malacalcyonacea; Xeniidae. Gene Ontology annotation, cellular component: lysosome.